Messenger RNA from Mitosporidium daphniae, 444 nucleotides. RefSeq names its product 40s ribosomal protein S15. Gene Ontology annotation, cellular component: ribosome; cytosolic small ribosomal subunit. The transcript has 2 exons. Bases 1 to 444 code for a protein of 147 amino acids. Gene Ontology annotation, molecular function: RNA binding; structural constituent of ribosome. The record is from RefSeq and is a predicted model, not a curated record. Gene Ontology annotation, biological process: translation; ribosomal small subunit assembly. Lineage: Eukaryota; Fungi; Microsporidia.
AUGGCCGACGAUUCAGCUGAUCUAAAAAAGCGUCGCACAUUCAGAAAAUUUUCGUUCCGUGGAAUAGAGCUGGAUGAUUUGCUGGAGAUGAAAAAUAACCAACUUCUUGAUCUCUUUCAUGCACGCGCCCGUAGAAGAUUCACCCGUGGUCUUAAGCGCAAGCCAAUGGCUCUUAUAAAACGCCUUCGUAAAGCCAAGCUCGAAUCUACAGAACAGGAAAAGCCAGCUGUUGUUAAGACCCAUCUGAGAGACAUGAUUAUUGUACCUGAAAUGAUAGGUUCUAAUGUUGGUGUCUAUAAUGGCAAAACCUUCAACCAGGUUGAAAUUAAGCCAGAGAUGAUUGGCCACUAUCUUGGUGAAUUUUCCAUCACCUACAAGCCUGUCAAGCACGGAAGACCCGGUAUCGGUGCAACCCAUUCUUCUCGCUUCAUUCCUCUUAAAUAA